Messenger RNA from Zeugodacus cucurbitae (melon fly), 1817 nucleotides. Its product is annotated as malectin-A. Gene Ontology annotation, molecular function: carbohydrate binding. The record is from RefSeq and is a predicted model, not a curated record. The transcript has 2 exons. Lineage: Eukaryota; Metazoa; Arthropoda; Insecta; Diptera; Tephritidae. Gene Ontology annotation, cellular component: membrane. The coding region runs from base 300 to 1256 and encodes 318 amino acids.
CCACUAAUAUUGUAUUUGAACAGCUGUUGCCUGCGUGGGUCAUUGAUUUUUUUCGUUCAUAUAAAAGUACACGCGAAUGGGAGUUAAAAAACAUUAUAAUAUUUUAUAAAUUUGUGCACAUUUCUCACAGAAAACUCAAUGCAAACGCAGUUCAAAAACGUGUCAAAAUUCGAGUGAAACAUUUGAGAAAUUAAGCGGUACUUUUAAUGAUUGUGAGAGUAUUAAGCAAUUGACAACAAAACUAAUUGCGGGCUCAUUGUGUAUACGUAGCAAUUUAUUUAUAACACAAUAAAUGUAAAAUGCCUCCGAAUUCUACAUUAAUCACUCCGAUAUGUUUAUUGUAUGUGUGUGUGCUUCUGACCUGCUUUUGUCCAAGUGUGGUGCUGGGGAACCUCAAGGUCAUUUAUGCAGUGAAUGCUGGGGGUCAAGAACAUACUGACAAACAUGGCAUACAUUAUAGUGCCGAUCCUUUGCAUGGACGUAUUGGCACAGCUUCCGAUUACGGUAAUCACCUGCUAUUGAUAGGACGUGUGCCGGAACAAGAUGAAGUGCUUUAUCGCACUGAACGUUAUCACACAGCAACAUUCGGCUACACAUUGCCAAUAGACGGCGAUGGCGAGUAUGCGUUGAUAAUGAAAUUCUGUGAAGUCUACUUUAAUGAGCCAAAUAAAAAGGUUUUCGACGUAGUCUUGAACAACAAACAUACUGUAGUGAGGGAAUUGGACAUAUUUCAUCAAGUGGGUCGUGGUACUGCUCACGAAGAGUAUGUUUAUUUCAUAGUCUCCAAUGAUCGCCUUUACUACAAAGAUGAACAGUCAGACAUCCGGAAUGGCGUAGUGCGCCUUGAUUUCAUUAAAGGUCAUUAUGAUAAUCCAAAAAUUAAUGCAUUUGCGUUACUCAAAGGUGACGUGGCAAAUAUCCCACGAUUGCCUCCCACAUCGGAUGAUAUUCUCCCAAUAGAUGCCGAUAUGGCAGUUUUUAAUGAUCGCGUUUCUGCGGAGGGUGGUAGCAGUGAAUUGUCAUCAGACCAAAUAACGGACAACCAACAGCGUAGCAGGAAUGCGGCUUCCUCAAUAGAUGAUGAUAUAUUCGAUGAAGAUGAAGAUAACGAAGAGGAACCAUCCACAAAAAGGCGUAAGGUUAGUGGUCCACGGCAACCGGACCCAUACUCUAUGGAUGAUUCUUCAGUUAUGUUGCCAGUGUUCAUAGCGAUUGGUGCAUUUAUACCGUUGCUAUUUUGUCUCUGCAAGUUGUGAUGUGUUGUUGAAGACUAUCAAUUACGUUGUAGACGUAAAUUAUUAAAGACGAAAUGGUUCGAAGUGGAGCGUAUUUGUGAUCUACGCGACUUCAGUCGACUGUCGCAUAUACUGAAGUCUCUCAUUUGUUGAAACACCGAAUAUUUUUUCUAAGAACAAUAGCUACAUAUAAGUUCUACAAAUGUUUAAAUGUUGCAUCCUGAUCUCCUUGGCGUAGUUUUUUUGACAAUAUUUUCUUUUUUUGACACAUUUGCUUUAAUAUCCUGUAAUGCUUUUAUUAUUUUGAAUUUAAGGUAUAAAUAUAAAUUUAACGUAUAAAAAAGUUUUUGGUUGUGAAGUAUAGAAAUACGUACUUAUUUUUUUAUGCGUUAUCAAUAAAAAGGUCCACUGCUCAAUGAAUGUUCAAUAAAACGCACAUUGUGUUUUAACAUUUCCUAGUUUAUUUUUCCUAAAAAAUAUUAUUGUGAAAAUUUAAGACUAGAAAAUAAUUUCGAAUUAUAAUAAUAUAUUAUAAUUACAAACCUAUACUUUAAUGAAUGUGUUAGUUAAAGAAAUUUUAAA